Rattus norvegicus (Norway rat) is the source of this 954-nucleotide messenger RNA. RefSeq names its product olfactory receptor family 1 subfamily E member 1C (gene Or1e1c). Gene Ontology annotation, molecular function: G protein-coupled receptor activity; olfactory receptor activity. The transcript has a single exon. Gene Ontology annotation, biological process: detection of chemical stimulus involved in sensory perception of smell; G protein-coupled receptor signaling pathway; signal transduction. Gene Ontology annotation, cellular component: membrane; plasma membrane. The coding region runs from base 1 to 954 and encodes 317 amino acids. The record is from RefSeq and is marked reviewed. NCBI's taxonomy places the organism in Eukaryota, Metazoa, Chordata, Mammalia, Rodentia, Muridae.
AUGCAGGGUACUACAGAAAGGAAUCAAACUGCUGUCUCCCAGUUCCUCCUCCUGGGCCUGCCCAUCCCCAUGGAGCACCAUCUUCUGUUCUAUGCCCUGUUCCUGGCCAUGUACCUCACCACUGUUCUAGGGAACCUUCUUAUCAUCAGCAUUAUUCACCUGGACUCCCAUCUCCACACACCCAUGUAUUCUUUUCUCAGCAACUUGUCCUUCUCUGAUCUCUGCUUUUCCUCUGUCACGAUGCCCAAGUUGCUGCAGAGCAUGCAGAGCCAAGUUCCAUCCAUCCCCUAUGCAGGCUGCCUGGCACAAAUGUACUUUUUCCUGUUUUUUGCAGACCUUGAAAGCUUCCUGCUUGUGGCCAUGGCCUAUGACCGCUAUGUGGCCAUCUGCUUCCCCCUUCAUUACAUGAGCAUCAUGAGCCCCAAGCUCUGUGUGAGUCUGGUGGUGCUGUCCUGGGUGCUGACCACCUUCCAUGCCAUGCUGCACACCUUGCUCAUGGCCAGAUUGUCAUUCUGUGAGGAUAAUGUGAUCCCCCACUUUUUCUGUGAUAUGUCUGCUCUGCUGAAGCUGUCCUGCUCUGACACCCAUGUUAAUGAGUUGGUGAUAUUUGUCAUGGGAGGCAUCAUCCUUGUCAUUCCAUUUGUGCUCAUCAUUGUGUCCUAUGUCCGAAUUGUCUCCUCCAUUCUCAAGGUCCCAUCUGCUCGAGGCAUCCGUAAAGCCUUCUCCACCUGUGGCUCCCACCUGUCUGUGGUGUCACUGUUCUAUGGGACAGUCAUUGGUCUGUACUUAUGUCCAUCAGCUAAUAACUCUACUGUGAAGGAGACUGUCAUGGCUAUGAUGUACACGGUGGUGACUCCCAUGCUGAAUCCCUUCAUCUACAGCCUGAGGAACAGAGACAUAAAGGGGGCCCUAAUUAGAGUUCUUUGCAAGAAGAAAAUUCUUUUCUGCCUAUGA